Molecule: messenger RNA, 1392 nt
Organism: Candidozyma auris
Lineage: Eukaryota; Fungi; Ascomycota; Pichiomycetes; Serinales; Metschnikowiaceae
Product: DNA primase subunit PRI1
Exons: 1
Coding region: 1-1392 (463 amino acids)
Biological process (GO): DNA replication, synthesis of primer
Cellular component (GO): alpha DNA polymerase:primase complex
Source: RefSeq, a predicted model, not a curated record
AUGGAGUCAGAAGCAAAGUUGGCCUCCUUCAGCGCUGAGGAGCCCCAAAAGCUGUCCAAACCUUCCUCUGCUGAUAUGCUCUUCUACUACGAGCGCGUUCUUCCGUUUCGCCAGAUUUUCCAGUGGUUGAACCACCUGCCCAAACCAACAAAGGACUUCACGAUGCGUGAGUUUGCGUAUGAGUAUCGUUCGGGUGCCUAUCAGAGAUACAACUCGUAUGGAUCUCCUGAAGAGUUCAAGAAGCUGGUGGUGACGGCGAACCCUACGAGAUUCGAGGUGGGCGCAGUGUACGCGGUGAAUCCGAAGGAGAGGAGGAACCUACUCAAGAGCGCCAUGAAACCGCUUUCCAAGGAGCUUGUUUUCGAUAUCGAUUUGACAGACUAUGACGAGAUCAGAACGUGUUGCUCGGGCACGGACAUCUGCAAGAAGUGCUGGAAGUUCAUUAAGAUUGCCUCUGAGGUGCUUUCACACGCUUUAAAAGAGGACUUUGGCUUUGAUCACUUCAUAUGGGUCUUCUCGGGAAGAAGAGGUGCCCAUUGCUGGGUCAGUGACGCACGAGCACGGUCUUUGGACGAGGCCACCAGAAAGUCCAUCGUGGAGUACUUGGACGUCUUGGGUGGCAGGUCUCAUAAGAUGGGCAAGACCUCAUUAUCGAUAAAGAAGCCCUUUCACCCGCAUAUCGAGCGUUCGUUUGACAUUCUUCGAGCUCACUUCCAUGACGUGGUUUUAGAUGAUCAGAACCCUUGGGCUACUUCAGGCUCCUCCGACGAAGACGCAUGGAAGAAAGUCGAUGAACUUUUGAGUUUCAUUCCAGAUGCUGCUCUUCGAGGUGCCUUGAAGAGUAAAUGGAAGGAGUCGACAAAGUACUCGAGCUCAAAGGCGAAGUGGGACGACAUUAAUGUUGUUGCACAGAAGGUGCUCAAACACCAGUCACAAGUGAGCCAGUUGAACGAGGCAAAGAAGGAAAUCAUUAUUUAUUACAUGUACCCAAGGUUGGAUAUUGAGGUGUCGAAACAACUCAUUCACUUGUUGAAGUCUCCCUUCUGUAUCCAUCCCGGCACUGGUAAUGUAUGUGUUCCGUUCGACCCUACAAAGAAUCUAAGCGGGAACAGUGACGACGAAGAGUACGGUUUCAACCCUAUGAAUGCCCCCAACCUAUCGCAAUUGCAAGAUGAAAUCGAUACAUGGGAAGCCAAACGGGUCAACAGGGACUCCAGCCAACCCUUACUGGACUCAGAAGACACGACCUCCCAAUCGCCUAGAGUUCCCGACUACGAUAAAACGAGUUUGGCGCCCUAUGUCAAUUAUUUCUCGGAUUUCGUUCGUGGUCUUCUUAAAGCGGAGUUGAGCAGCUCGAAGAGAGAAAGAGAACCGGAUCCGCUUGACUUUUAA